Molecule: messenger RNA, 1960 nt
Organism: Bacillus rossius redtenbacheri
Lineage: Eukaryota; Metazoa; Arthropoda; Insecta; Phasmatodea; Bacillidae
Exons: 9
Coding region: 30-1397 (455 amino acids)
Biological process (GO): carbohydrate metabolic process
Molecular function (GO): hydrolase activity, hydrolyzing O-glycosyl compounds
Source: RefSeq, a predicted model, not a curated record
CAUUGGCGGGGGAACCACCGCGUACAGACAUGGGCUUGUCGUCGCCAAUAGCAGCUCUGCUGCUGCUGUCCUGCGCGGCCUUGCAGGCGGCCGCCGCCGGCAGCUACGACUACAAGCUGCUCCUGCAGAAGUCCCUCUUGUUCUACGAGGCCCAGCGGUCGGGCAAGCUGCCCUCCGACCAGAAGGUCACGUGGCGUCACGACUCCGCCCUCAACGACAAGGGCCUAAACGGCGAGGACCUCACAGGAGGAUACUAUGACGCUGGGGACUACGUGAAGUUUGGAUUCCCGAUGGCUUUCUCCACGACUGUCCUCGCCUGGAGCGUGCUGGAUCAUCCGAAAGCUUACCAGGCCGCCAACGCGUUGGAGGACGGGAGGAAGGCGGUCAAAUGGGCCACCGACUACUUCAUCAAGUGCCACGUGAGCGAGUUCGAGUUCUACGGUCAAGUGGGGCAAGGCCAGCUGGACCACGACUUCUGGACGCAGCCCGAGGACAUGACGGAGGAGAGGACUCCAUACAAGAUCACGGCCCAGGCUCCAGGCUCCGACCUGGCCGCGGAGACCGCCGCCGCCAUGGCAGCCGCCUACCUGGUCUUCGAGGAAGUGAACUCCACCUACGCGAACAUCCUGCUCACGCACGCCGAGCAGCUCAUGAACUUCGCCGUCACCCACCUGGGCAAGUACAGCGACUCCAUCACCGACGCCAAGAACUUCUACGCCUCCAGCGGCUACGUGGACGAGCUGGUGUGGGGCGCGGCCUGGCUCUACAGGGCCACCCAGAAGAAGACGUACCUGGACAUCGUCGACCAGUACUGGAGCACGGUCAUGUACAACGACGGCUUCGGCUGGGACUCCAAGAAGUCUGGUGCUGAUGCCAUCAUGUACAAGCUGACCAAGGAGGAUAAGUACAAGGAGAGGCUGGUAGCGUACUGCGACUACUGCUUCAACAACGUGCAGAAGACCCCGAAAGGCCUCAUCUUCCUCGGCGAGUGGGGGUCCCUGCGGAACAACGCCAACCUCCUUCUCAUCUGCUCCGAGGCCGCUGGGAUGGGCAUAGAGACAGACACAUACAGGGCCAUCAUCAAGAAACAGAUCGGUUACUAUGUUGGAGACACCGGAUUCAGCUACGUGGUUGGAUACGGAAGUAACUACCCGAAAUAUGCCCAUCAUCGCUCUAGCUCGUGCCCCGACCACCCGGCGGCGUGCGGCUGGGACUUCUUCAACGGCAACACCCCCAACCACCACGUGCUGGAGGGCGCGCUGGUCGGAGGCCCCGGCUCGGACGACUCGUACACGGACACGCGCAAGGACGCCCAGCACAACGAGGUCGCCUGCGACUACAACGCCUGCUACCAGGGGGUCAUCGCAAACCUCGUGGAGCAGGAGGAGAGCCUCUGAAGACCCCCCCCCCCCCCCCCACCGUCCGCCGGGCCGCGGCGAGGAAGAACCGCCCAAGUCGCGCUCCGCCGACACUCCUGAUGCCAACUGAACCCAGAGAUCAGAGAAAGUUACAGACGGAGCAUAGGCUCUGAGCACUGUGGCCAGUUCGUUCACGUAAGAAGAUGGCGGCCAUUUGUUUAUACAGUAUACAUAUAAAUGUAGUUUACUAACGUACUCUUGUACACAAACAUUUUUUCUCGAGUCAACAGUCUUUAUUUGUUUAAUAUGCAUGCAUUUUUCCACCACCAUACAUACAUCACUUAUGAGAAAAUGCGAUUUUCUUCAUUGCACAAUAUGGCGGCUACCUGCUUCUCCCUUACGUCCCUUGGCUUUAGCUGAGAUACCUACAAACUGUGUUUAUGCUCCAUCUGUAACUUUCUCUAAUCUCUGAAUGAACCACCAGUUCGUCAGCUGUUUCUCUCCGUCACUAUUAUUAUUAGUAGCGCACCAUGCAACGAAAUUUCCACAGGAUGAAAUUUAAAAAAAAAAGGCUGUAGAAAAAUAAAAAUUUUAUAACUGUU